AUGGAUCAUCUCAAAGAAGAUUUCGAUCCAACCACUUUCACAGCGGCGCAAUUGAGAAAAGUAUUGAACUUGCAUGAGAUUCAAUAUGAUAGCUCUGCUCCAAAGUCCUCUUUGAUUGAAAUUUUCAACAAGGAAAUUGCUCCUAAUUCCAAGAAGUUACUUUCAGAAUAUAAUGCAAAAGUCGAGAAUAUGAAUGAUGAUGAUUUCAUAAACGCUAGCGACUUUGAUAAACCUAGUGAGAAAUCAACAACUUCUGAAAAGGCAUCUGCUUUGUUUGUUAGUGACACUGAAUCAGAUGGUGAAAAUGAAAAAAUUGAUGUGUCUAAAACAAGAAACAAAACCAAGAAAGUUACUAAACCAAAAUUAAGAGCAAGUUCUGGGAAUCAGAAAUCUACUUCUAGGUCAUCUUCGAGAACAAAAAGUCCUGAAUCGGAAUCUGACACAGAAAGCAAAGAUGAUGAAGCAAAACCUGCCUCUAGAUCGUCCUCAAGAUUAUCAUCUAGAGGUAAUCGAUCAAAACCGUUGAAUAGUUUAUUUGAUCUUGAUGAUUCGGUACUCAAUCUUAGAAAACCUUCUAAAAACUCCAAAUCAAAACUGAGAACCACACUGAAACUGAAGACGAAAAAGACAGCCGAAUCAACUCCGGAAGUUACUGAAACCAGUGAUACUGAAAAGGAGAAAGUCGAAGAACCAGUUAAGAAGGAAACUGGCAAAGAAAGCACACCCGAAAACACUAAUUUCAGUAAAGAAAAUGUUUUCCAAUCACCUCCUGGUUCGUCAACGAAAAAAAGAAAACAUCAAGAUGCCGAAGAAGAAGAAGAUGAUAGCACUCUUGUGAAAAAGAUUAAACCUUCUCAACGUACUGCUGAAGAAAACAGAUCAUUAUUUGAUGACGACAAUGAUAGUGAUGUUGAAUUCCUUGAAGAGUUUAUGCGAACUGAAAAGAAAAAGAGUUCAAAAGUUUUGAAAUCCGGCAAUUCCCAAACUCUGGCUCCUUCAUCAUCAACCAAGAAAGAACCUAAAAAGAAGGAGAUUUUGUUAUUUUCGCCUGGAUCUGCCUCUAAAGUCAAGAAACCUAAAUCACUGACUAAAAAGGUAACACCAAAGAAAUCAGGCGAAAAGUUAGUGCCAUCUGCAGCUACUAAUGACAAGUCUUUUAAAUCCAUUGAAGACGAAACUAAAGAUUUUGAUGCAGAAUUGAAGAAAAUUCAAAACAAGAAAAAUCAACCACAAGUCAAUCCUGAUUUAGCAAAACUGUUGGGUAUUACAAUUCAAGGAUUUGAGCCUCCUGUUGUUACACCAUCUAAGACAAAAGAUAUCUUAAAGGACUUAACGCCUGCUAAAGAUGAAUCAACUCCAGUUACUAAAGUUGAAAAACAGCAGAUUACCAAUAACAGUGCCUCUAAAACGGAAACACCAAAAAAGUUGAAUACCUCGAAUGAGAAACCAAAGAAAAAGAGUACCAAAAUACAAACUGCUAGAAAACGUCCUUCGAAUGUUUCGACUCCAUCUACUAAAGGCAAAUCAACCAAAAAGAUAUCUCCAUUGGUUACUAAAUCUGCAUUGACACCUAAACCAAGAUUGAUUUCCUUAGGUUCACAAAAAUAUGAGUCUGACGACGAAUCAGACGAAGAAGAUGUUUCUGAAAUAAGAAAGCCAGUAACAGCAACCAAAGAUGUUGAUUCAGCGGGCACUUCGACCAAACCGUUUGCAUUACCAUUUUCAAUACGAAGAUUUUUGUUAUCGAUGUUCUUAUGGGUGUUUGUAUGUAGCGGUGGUCUUUUUGGGUUAUGGUACUAUGAACAGAAAUAUGCUGUUGGAUACUGUGGACAAGAAAUUGAUCAACCAACAUUCAUCAAUUAUGAUAAUGAAUACUUGAAUAAACUUGGUCAAUUGUUAGAUACUAAUUUUAAACCAGAAUGUAUAAAUUGUCCUUUACAUGCCAGAUGUUACGCCAAUUUGGAAAUUGGAUGUUUCGAAGAUUUCAUGGAAUAUAAACCUUGGUUUGAUUUUAUUGUACCAGGGCAUAAAAAGUGUAUUCCCGACACUAAAAAGGCUGAGAAAUUAGAGAUUAUGAUUGAUGUUGCGUUGGAUUUGUUAAGAAGCAAAAAUGCUGCCAUUCAAUGUGGACAAAACCCUAAUGAUGAAGAAAGUGGAAUCAAAUUGAAUGAUUUACAUGAUUUGCUUUUAUCGAUGAAAGCACCAUAUAUUACUAUUGAUGAAUUUGAAGAAUUAUGGGAUCGAUCGGUGAUUGAAUUAGAAAAAGAACCCGAUAUUAUAGUAAGGCAAAAGAGACAAACAAAUGUUGCAACCGGCGAAUUUACAUUUGACUUUGACAACACUGAAACGGAAAUCAAAGACAAAUACAAAAUUCUUCGAUCAACGUCAUUAUCUAACAUUAGUUUAAAAUGUCAAAUCCGUAAUAGUGUUAUGGGAAGCGUCACCGAACAUAAAUACAAAUUAUUGGGAAUUGUCUUAGCAUUUAUAAUUAUCAAGAUCAUCCAAUAUAAAUAUAGACAAUAUCAAUUAUAUCUGGUGAAAAUUGAUAUUCUUUACGAGGAAGUUUUGAAAAAAUUGAAAACUCAAUCCAAUAUGACCAAAGAAAACCCAGAAGUAAAUCCAUAUAUUGGAGCUAGUCAAUUAAGAGAUUUGAUCUUGAGUAAUGAAGAUAACUUACAUCAACGUAUCACCAUGUGGAAAGAUGUGAGUGUUAAAGUUGAACAUAAUUCCAACAUUAGUAGCCAAAUUGUAGAAAAUAAUGGUGAAAUCAUGAAAGUUUGGGAAUAUAUAGGUAUAUAA
Molecule: messenger RNA, 2799 nt
Organism: Candida albicans SC5314
Lineage: Eukaryota; Fungi; Ascomycota; Pichiomycetes; Serinales; Debaryomycetaceae
Exons: 3
Coding region: 1-2799 (932 amino acids)
Cellular component (GO): nuclear inner membrane
Molecular function (GO): chromatin binding
Source: RefSeq, a predicted model, not a curated record